Molecule: messenger RNA, 3153 nt
Organism: Nematostella vectensis (starlet sea anemone)
Lineage: Eukaryota; Metazoa; Cnidaria; Anthozoa; Actiniaria; Edwardsiidae
Product: solute carrier organic anion transporter family member 4A1
Exons: 10
Coding region: 395-2545 (716 amino acids)
Biological process (GO): transmembrane transport
Cellular component (GO): membrane
Source: RefSeq, a predicted model, not a curated record
UUGCAUGUUUCUUUGUGCAAUGGAGAAUUAUACUUGGCUUUUUGUCACACCUUGCCACAUGCUGCUAGGCAUUACACAACAGCUUGCCAGUUUGGCGACUGGGUUCACCAAACACAAUGCAAUUAUACAAUGCAAUGCAACAACAUUUUAUUUCGUGUGGGCAGUGUAAUAAUCUCGUGAAAUAAAACACUAGUCAUCUGUUAUUCGCGGUAAAAUGACUACGACCCUUUAAACAACUUAUCCCCAAAAAGUCUGCCAUUUCUAGUUUCACGUGAACAUCAAACAAGGUCGAAAACCAAUCGGUAGUACCGAUCCCAGCUGAUAUUGACUGCCGUGUUGUUAUUAACGCUUCGUUAGUGUUAGCCUGUGAGCCGGCUCUCCUGUAUGUCUUGAAAUGAAGGUAGCUCAAUACAUUCUCUGUCAAGACGCUCUUGUUUUCCCUCCAUAUAGAUUCAUUCACAAUAUGUCUCAACCGGUGCACAAAGCUAGCAGUACCGCAAACCUGGUGGCAAUGGAGGACCCUUCCCUUCUCUCCCUAAACAAGCACGAAGAUGGCGAGAACGGGUCCCCCACAGUGUACUCAUCUGAUGUGGAGAUUGUUUGCAAUAGUCGCGAUCUGCUGUGGGGAUGGCGGAGCUUCAGACCUUGGUGGCUUCAGUUCCUUAACUCUCCAAAAUGGUUUUUAUUCGUCCUCUGUCUCUUCGGUUUCCUCCAAGGAAUGGCCGUCAAUACAUUCAUCAACAUGUCCUUUCCAUCCCUGGAGAAACAAUUCUCAAUGACCUCCAAGGAGACGGGAUUCAUUGCGUCAUCCAAUGACAUCACAGCAUUGACGCUGGUGAUUUUCGUCAGCUUCUUUGGCAGCUAUGGUCACAAGACCAAGUGGUUGGGAGGUGGAGCUAUCUUGACGGGUCUGGGAGCUUUGGUUUAUGCACUUCCACAUUUUGUAUCACCAAAGCACGACCCUACAGGGGCUAAACAGGGAGGUACACCGUUUUGUCUGCGCAACACUUCAUUGUCAGCUUACAAAGAUCCAGACUGCGGAACCGCCACGGAGAACGUGCCAAUGCUGUACUAUGCACUCUUCAUCAUCUCACAACUCAUGUCCGGGGCUGGAACCACGCCCCUUCACACGCUCGGCCCCGCCUACCUGGACGAGAACGUUCCCUCCAUCUCUGUGGGCGCCUACUUGGCCGUUUUCUACUUGGCAGGAUUCAUGGGGCCUGGGAUCGGCUCGAUCAUCGGGGGACAGUUUUUGACGGUUUAUGUCGAUAUCAGCCCACCCCCGGAUAUCAAGUUGACGCCUGCGCAUCCUAUGUGGAUAGGGGCCUGGUGGCUAGGCCCAGCCUCUUGCGGACUGAUGAUUAUCUUGCUGGGCGUGGUCAUGCUGGGCUUCCCCCGUCGCCUGCCCGGCGCAAACGCCGUUCGCAAGGAGAUGAAGGAGUGCGGGGAGACCGAUGAUAGGACCCUUACAGGGGGUAUCAAGGACAUCCUACCCGCUACCAAGGAACUGCUUACCAAUGGGACAUACAUGUUUCAGAAUAUGGGGAUCACUUUCAGUACCUUGGUCGGGUUUGGGAUAUUUCCUUUCAUCUUCAAGUUCGUCACGGGGCGUUACGGCGCAAGCGCACUGGUGGCUGGUGUUGCUCUCGCCUUCAUCCUCAUACCGGCAUGUGCUCUUGGGCUUUUCUCGGGUAGCUACCUGGUCAAACGCUUCCGUGUUCGUCGUUCUUGUACGCGGGCAGCCAAGCUCACAGCCGUGCUGCAGAUUAUCGGAGUGUGGGGCUCGCUCGUCUUUCUCGUCCCCGGAUGUCAGUACUCUAACUACGUAGGAGUGGACGUGCCCUAUAUCAAUAGCUCUGUCAGCUCUAUAACCAUAGACAACGCCUGCAACGCGGGCUGCCUGUGUUCGAAGGCGCAAUUUAGUCCCGUCAAGAGUGGGGAAAAGACAACAUUCUAUUCUCCGUGUUACGCUGGCUGCCCGCCGCAGAAACGAACGAAGGAGGGUUAUACUGGCUGCGCGUGUACCCCACCCAUGAUAAACGCAACUGGACCGCACCCAAACGCCACCUCGCAUCUGAAGCCCGGGAUAUACCAAGAAGCCUGCUCGCUCAAGUACCUAGUCUUCUUCUCCAUAGGAUCUUUUCUGACAAUUGUCUUUGGAUUCAUGAACGGCAUUCCGAGCAAGAUUGUCUCUCUAAGGUCCGUCCCGGACACUUACCGUGCCUACGGCCUUGGCCUACAAUUCGUGUUCAUGCGGACAAUAGGGGCGUUGCCCGGCCCGGUCAUUAUCGGCACGAUUAUCGACCACACGUGCACCCUGUGGAAAACCAAGUGCGACAAGCCGGCGAACUGCCUCAACUACGACUACGACAAGCUGGGUUAUAUCAUAACAGCGUAUGGGUUGCCGACUCAUCUCCUCUCUCUUCUCUGCUACUACCUAUCCUAUCACUUUAGCAAGAACAAGAAAUUCGAUGGCGACGGUACACUCACCAAAUCAAACGCGGCCGAAGAGAUGGGUAACAUCGACAAGAAAGAUGGAGAAUAAAACUGGUUACACUUGUUACUGGUUACAUUAUUGGAAUUGAUUGUAAUUAUAGCCUUUAUUAUAAUGCAAUUAGCGUAUUUAUCUGGCAGUUUUGGCUUGUCUAAGAACAAAGAACCUAAGAAUCACCAAACAAGAUAAAAUAAUUAUCAUAACAAGGAAAUAAAUUGGAAACCACUCAACAAACCUAGAUUUUUAGGCUGUGUGCUUGAGUUUUAGUGAUUUCUGACUGCCUCAUACCCAUGCGUCUCAAGUCAGUAAAAACAAGUGAGAAAUAUACUAAUGAGCGUAAGUCAUGAGAAGGUUUAGCUAGUAGCUUAGUCCGGUCACGCUAGUAAGCGCCUGGGUACGAGGCAGGGUCACGCAAGUAAGCGCCUGGGUACGAGGCAGGGUCACGCAAGUAAGCGCCUGGGUACGAGGCAGGGUCACGCUAGUAAGCGCCUGGCUACGAGGCAGGGUCACGCAAGUAAGCGCCUGGGUACGAGGCAGGGUCACGCUAGUAAGCGCCUGGUACGAGGCAGGAUUUCUGAAUCGAACUUCAGUCGUUCGCCAAUCGAUAAUAACUCGUGACAGUUUUGGUUUCGCUAGAUUAAAUAGAAGUUUGAUUGGUA